AUGGCUAUUUUUCUCCUCACUGCCAUCCACAACCGUGGCGCUGCACUGACCAACUGCUGGGCACUCAUCGACGGCAUGGCACGGCCUAUAUGCCGGCCCAAAAGAAACCAGCGUGACUACUUCUCCGGCCACAAGCGGAUUCAUGUAGUGAAGUACCAGUCGGUGAUGUGCCCGAAUGGCAUUGUAUGGCAGCUUGAUGGUCUAUACCCUGGAAAGCGGCAUGAUGCAGGGAUACUCCAAUGCAGCGGCCUCUAUGCCAAACUGGAGAAGCUGGUGGGGCCCCAUCACUUCGUCAUGUACGGUGAUCCGGCCUACCCCUUGAAACCGCUCCUAAUGAAGCCUUUUGGCGGCUCUUCCUUGACGGCCACACACACAGCUGGCAUUCAACUACAGCAUGAGUCGUGUUCGUCAGUCUAUGAGUGAGGCUUUGGAAAGGUUGUUGCUGAAUUUGCCUUUCUAGAUUUUAAGAAGAACCAGAAAUUGCUGCGCCAACAAGUGUCUCAGAUGUAUAAAGCUGCAACAAUUCUAACUAACUGCCACACAUGUAUAUACGGCAGUCAGGUGUCGUAAUACUUUGGACUUGAUCCGCCUAGCCUACUUGAGUACCUGAGGCCA
Messenger RNA from Dermacentor andersoni, 615 nucleotides. Lineage: Eukaryota; Metazoa; Arthropoda; Arachnida; Ixodida; Ixodidae. The record is from RefSeq and is a predicted model, not a curated record.